Alexandromys fortis (reed vole) is the source of this 3147-nucleotide messenger RNA. RefSeq names its product apolipoprotein L6-like. The coding region runs from base 325 to 1359 and encodes 344 amino acids. NCBI's taxonomy places the organism in Eukaryota, Metazoa, Chordata, Mammalia, Rodentia, Cricetidae. The transcript is spliced from 5 exons. Gene Ontology annotation, biological process: lipoprotein metabolic process; lipid transport. Gene Ontology annotation, cellular component: extracellular region; membrane. Gene Ontology annotation, molecular function: lipid binding. The record is from RefSeq and is a predicted model, not a curated record.
AAGCUGUGCUGGUUUCACAGCACCCUUUGAGGUUAAGAAAUAUUCAGUUUCAUAAUCCUAUUCCUGCCUCCAUGAGCCACCCCACUCCGACCAUUGGCCCAGUUGGUGAAUAAAAAUGUCUGCCCUGGCUUCUGUCCCCGUUCAGCCCAGGCGCUGGUCCCAGCUCCUGCCACGCUGACCGGAGGGCUCUUGGUGAGGGAGGACAGAGAGCCCCUCUUCCCUGCUGCCUGCCCUAGCCACUUGGGCCCUGGAGGACAGCAGGGCCAUCCUUCCUGACAUCACCACAGCAGAAUCUGCCACGAAAACAACUUGACUCAUAAGGACAUGGCUCAGAUGGGGAAGGAAUUUAAGGCUGGCGUUGACUUGCAAAGGGACAAGGAUGGUGGUCCUCAGGGUGGAGAUUCGACUGACGAGGAAGAAGUGGAGGUUGAAGAUGAUGCUCUAACAGAUGAAGAACGAAGGUUUCUAGAACAAUUCCACAGCUGGAGAAAGAACGAAAACAAGCGCCUUAGAACACUCUAUGCCAUCGCUGACAACAUUGACAAAAGCCACCAAAAAGCCACCAAAACCAAAGUGAUGACUAACUCUGCGUCCAUCAUCUCUGGAGCCAUGUGUCUGCUGGGUUUGGUCCUUGCUCCAGUAACUGCAGGCGGAAGCCUGGUGCUCACUGCUGCUGGGACAGGUUUGGGAGCUGCUGCUGGGAUCUCCAACAUCGUGACUGAUGUGAAGGAAGACUCUCGCAACAAAAGCGCCCUAGCUCAGGCCAACGGAAUCAUACCUAGUAGUGACCAAGAGCUUGAGGAGGUCACGGGAAAGAAGACAGCCUAUGCCACGGCCGCCGGUGAGAUUGUCUACAAAUGUACGAGCGCCUGGGAAACCAUCCGAAAGCACAUCCGAGCCCUCCAGCUAACCAAAACACACCCCCAUGUCGCCUCGGCUGCCAGCAAGCUCAUGACUGCUGGCCGGGUCUCAACCAGAAGCAGCAGGCAGAUACAAAAGGCCUUUGGGGGCACAGCUCUGGCAAUGACCAAAGAUGCCCUCAUGAGGAACAGUCUACCUGCCAUCUUCUUUCUCGGCCAGGACUUAUAUGCUCUCUUGAAGGACUGGGAGAAACUGCAGGCUGGAAAGCCAACAGAGCUUGCAAAAGAGUUAAGAUUGCGGGCUCAGAAGCAGGAGCAGGUGGUAUCAGAACGCACCUGUCGCUAUGAAAGGCUGAAGAAGAGACUCAGAGACUCAAAGAAGAGGCCUGUGAGGUCUUUGAAAAGAACCAUGGAGAUUCAGCCUCGGCCUCUAUCCUCCACUGAGAAAGCAAAGCCCAGGGGACAGCAGCGAAGACAAGCUGAGACCUUGGGGUUUUGAGAUCAAUAAAGGGGGACCAGGGUGGGGGUAGCAAGGCUGUCAGAGGUGAUGCCUGAGACUCACACACAAGGAGGUGCCAGGAAGGUCCCUGGGGUCUCAGAAGGGAGGGUUCUGUUAACCCCACUCCUGAACCUGUCUCUCUUCUUCACUCUGACUCAACACCACAUCCCCUCUCCCGGCCCCCAUCACUCACACAGAGCACCAGAUUGGUUUUUAGACAGAUAACAGGCUUCCUGCCGGCCAGCUUCCCCAGUAAUUAGCAAUGAUAAGGUGUGAGGAUUCCCCGCCCACCUGGCCUCUUUGCUUUCUCUUCCUCUUGCCCAGGCCCAGUGGGAACUGCUGGCUCCGAGUCAGGUUUCCACACAAAGGCUGUCACUGGAACCUGCUAGGCCAGAUUCCAGGGGGAGGACAGAGGGCGGCCUGUCUCCACUCUUUGGUCCCCCGUACCCUGAGCCCUCAGCUGGCAAUCUUCAGCACUUCACCUGGCUGCCGGGUCUCUCAUCUUAAAAAUCCUUUUCUGUCUGUGAAAGUCACACAUGGGUAGUACAAUACACACACGCACGCACACACACACACAUACACGCAUACACUCUGGGAAGGCAAAGGCUGGGGGGAGAAACGGCACAGGAGGGUUAAGAGUGUGGCAUAUGCACACAGAACUUCCUGUGUUCUUCUUCUCGGGGUGUCUAGGUGUUGGCUGUCCACUGCUGUCCUUAGACUCUGCAGGGACCCUCCCACUAGUGUGCUGCAGAGUUGAGCCCCUUUCUCUAAUCCCUCACUUGCCUGUGUCUGAACCUCCCACCAGGCUCUCUGAGGUACACAGAACUGCCUGCCUUCACUCCUUUCCACGGCAGGCAGGUAUGUUGGCACACAGAUGCUUGGGCUUAGGGGUAUGGUGAGCACACACAGGUUACAGCUGUCUGUCUCCACCUGGGGGAUAGGUGAGUAAGGGUGCUCACUGCUGCCAGGGAGAACUGUAUCUCCAGGCCACGCCCUCCAGGCUCUGCUCCAAGGAAGGGGACUGUGUAAGAAUUCAGGGCACACUCUGAUUGGCCAGGAGGAGACUGAAUAAGAAUCCAGGGCACACUCUGAUUGGCCAGGAGGGAACUGAGUAAGAAUCCAGGCAUACUCUGGCCAGGGUAAGAAUACAGGACGCACUCUUAUUGGCCAGAACCAUGCUUUUCUGGGACAAGCCUUAAGUACGAGGGAAGAGAAAGAAGAAGGUGGGUUCUAUCUGCACUCCCCUUUCCCAAGUGCUGAGGGCACGACUUUUCUGCCACUCACUGUAGCGGAAGAACAUUGACAGAAGCUUGCUUCGUGACUUUGGAGAUGCUUUCCUCAAAACCAAGUCCACAAACUGGGAUACCUAAGAUAAAGACCCCUCGAAAGGGAAAGGAGAGGAACCCACAGGGACGCUGUAACGCAGUGGAAGAAAGUUGAGGCUUGUGUAUGCAUGCAUCCAUACGAGCAGUGCUUAGGAUGCACCAGGGCCCCAGCAGUGCCGUAUGGCUGAGCCGCACCGUGGCCCUGGCAGCUGUGGGAAGCAGAGAGAGACUGGGUCCACAGCACUGCCACAUGGGGCUUGUUGAAUGCAUUUGUGACCUAUGGACUUGAAACAACAAUCAAAUAACAAACUAAUGAAGCUGGGUGGUGGUGACCAAGCCUUUUUAACCCCAGCACUUGGGAGGCAGAGGCAGGCAGAUCUCUGAGUUCACAGCCAGCCUGGUCUAUAGUUAGUUUCAGGACAGCCAGAGCUACAAAGAAAAACUGUCUCAAAAAAAAAAAAAA